Molecule: messenger RNA, 1542 nt
Organism: Naegleria fowleri
Lineage: Eukaryota; Heterolobosea; Eutetramitea; Acrasida; Naegleriidae
Exons: 1
Coding region: 1-1542 (513 amino acids)
Source: RefSeq, a predicted model, not a curated record
AUGUAUAAGAAACUAAUUACAGCUUCAACGAAACCAUUUUCAUUGGUUUCCUCCUUCCCAACAUCAUUACAAACUCACAUCAGCAAGGCCAACCCACUUGUUGCCAUCUCAGCAGCCUCAUCGUCAUCACAACAACGGAAUAAAAAGUCUUCCAAAGAACAAAAAUCAAAAGAUGCAAAGUGGAUGAGACAAGCAGGUGUUUUCAAAUACAAGAAACCCAAGUAUCAAAUGAAAAAAGCAGACACGGAUGACAUUCCUAUUUUCAGGUUGUUCGACGAGGCAAAAGCAACCAUAAGAGAAGAAGACCAAUGGGACGCUGUGCUCUACAACAACGAACAGAUUCCAAAAGAAGGAGAAACAGAAUUAAGACCUAUUACCGAAAACUCGUUCUACAAAUUAAUUAACAAAUAUACACGAGAGGAACUCGAAAAUAUGAGCAUCGGUGAGAUGGAUAGAGAGCUGGAUGACCCUAAUUGGGAUGCCUUUGAAUAUCAUCUUUCUCUUAGCCAAAACCAAAAGGAUGACAUUGCUUUUCAACUUGCAAAUGAAUUAUUACCGGGAUUGAUGCAAACACCAAGAGAAAUUUUACUUCCUCACGUCUCCGAUUUGGAACCACAUUUUGAAAAUGAUUUCUCAAAAUUACCUAAAAAUCAUAGUGACAGAAAGGUCAUUGAAGGAAGACUGGUUACAGAUGAAUAUUUAAAACAAGUUCAUGAACAUUAUGGAAAGCCAGGUGAAUCUCCAGAGGAAACAUUUGCUGCAUUGCGUUUAUAUGAGGAGGCUCUUUCCUAUGAAAAGAAUGAGUAUGAACAAGAAAAAGAGUUAGCAGAGAAGGUGAGACAAGAACAAAACAAAAUUAAGCACGUUAAAAGAGAUGAUUUGGACCGAAUGUUUGAACUUCACAAAAAAGAUCCAGCAUACUGGACAGGUGAACGAUUGGCUCUUGAAUUUGGUAUUACUCGCGAGCAAGCAUGGUGUUCACUUCUUUUGAGAGAAUGGGAUGAGGCUGAGCGAACUGGAAAGCCAUUCAGUUUUGACAAGGCAAAAAUUAUUUUCAGUGAGGAUAUUAGAAGGUCAGACAAAGAAGACAGAGAUAGAAAGAAAGGUCAAGCAACACCAAAGAUAUUAACCCAUCAAAUUACUGAAGAAGAAGCAUACAAGCGAUUUUUAGAAGAAUCAUCUAAACCCAUGAACACAGCAUCAGAUGACAAUUUACCAGAUUAUGUCAAAUAUCCAUUCCAAGAGUAUGUCAUUGGUGAACAGGAAAGCAAAAAAGUUGAAGUUAUUGAAAAAGAAGUUGAAAAUAAGACUGGUUUUGGAUCUGAUGUUUCAAGAUACAAGUUAUAUGUGGCUGAAAUGAAGAAGAAGUUUGAUGACGAAAGAGCCAGAAGAUUCAUGGUUUCUGAGGAAGAUGGUACACUUAGAACCAUGUCUGAGUCUGAACUUGCUUUCAUGCAUCGUCAUAAGACCUUCCCUAAGACCAGAGAAGGACUUGGAGGAAAGCAAAAGAGAAAGAAUCUCAGAAGAAAGAGAGAAUUUUAA